AUGGGGAAGCCCAAACCCAGACCUGCUACAAAGGGGGCUGGCAAGGGGAAGUCUACCGCUACUCAACGAGGAUCCAACACAGCCUCCCGUCUAGCCAGCGCAAGACGGACGCGGCUGCCGCAACAAGGUAGAGCGGGUCGCCCCGGGCCGAAGCAGCAAGCCGCGCCAAAGCUCCAGGGCCGGGCCCGAGGGCAGCCCCAGGAGAGCCCGGCACAUAGCCAAUCAGGGGGAGGUAAUGCUGCAGCUCCUCCGCCACCGCCACCGCCGCCGACUGCUCCGCCGGCUGCAUCGCCUCGAUCUGCACCUCCUGCUGCACCAGUGUCACGUGUAGCUGGUCGAGCACAUAUGACAGGAGUGUCAUGCACGUCCCAACGUGCAUCACGCGCUGCUCGACGCGAGUUGGGGGCGCGCCAAGAACCAAGGCAGGGGGAGGAGGCGAGCUCGGGGCGUGCGGGAAGUGUGACGGGGGAACUUGGGGCAUUGGGGGACGAGGCGGUAGCGGCUGGAAGGGUAGGGGAAAACGCCGCAGUGGGGACUGUGCUGGGGGCCGAUGUGGUGCCUAGGAGGGCGGCUGGAUUGGUGCUUGAGGGAGCUGUUGCUGCUGCUGCGACUGCAGCUGAGACGGUGGCGGACCCUGUGUUUGCCGGCGGUUCUGCCGCUGCCGUUGGCGGCGGCUCAACUUCACACGCUGCCGCCCCACGGGCGGCACAGAAGGAGGCGGAGGAGCCAAGCCCGGGCGUGGAUCAGGAGCAGACCGCGGAGGCGGUGUUGUCGGCGUCUCCGGCACCUGUAACGGCGGCUGUGCUGGCGGCAGUGGUGUCUGCUGCGGCUGGGGAGCAGGGCGCAGCCCCGUCAGAGGUUGACGCAACGCCUGUCCCUGCGAGCGCCGGAACGCGUGUACCUGCCGCGGCCGCAAACAGGCAGGAGCGCGGCCAAGCGGAGGGUGAGUUUCUGGGACCUGCGAACGGAGCUUCUUCCGGCGCUGCACGGGCGGUUUCGAAGAAGAAGCUGCGUGCCCAGCCAGCGCCGAGACGGCCCGGAGCAGGGCUGGGACCUGGCUCCCCGGGACCCCUCCUGGGCUGGCUUCUGCAAGGGCAAUCGCCAUCUGAGCGAGCGCAUCGGUCGUCAUCGGUGAGCCAGCGAGAGGUUAGAGAGGAGGCUGAGGCUGGAAGUCGCCCGCCAGGAAUCUCCCGGGACGCUUCCGCUCCCAACGUAACACCAGCAACGGCAGUGCACGCUGAGGCUCCAAACACCACGAAUGCCGUUGCACACAACACCCGCCACGCGACGGGACGAGCGGCAAUAACCUGGGGACCGCCCCGCGGAGGUCGGACACCGUGGCUGCCGGCGGGACGUGGAGCUACGGGCGUGGUGGCAAGAGCGCCAACAAGCGCGGGGAGGACUCAACGGGGGGGCGGUGCACGGGGAGCGCGCGGAGGGCGAGGGGGAAGGGCCCUGGUGGGGGGAUCUGAGAUCCCUGUGCAAGUUGGCACCUGGCGGGAACGCCACGACAGACCAGAGGCGGGGGCAGCACUAACGAAUGAGGAGGAAGCAGCGGGCUCUGAGGACAACGGUGGCGACCCAGAAUUUAUGUGUGGUGACGAAGCUGAAUCUGAGGAGGUGUCCCUGGAGGAGGAAACUGGGGUGGACAGGAAUGCACCCAACACACGGGGAAGAGGGUCGAGGGGGGAUGGGCAGAACCAACAAGCUGUGGGAGAUACAGGUGGAGCAAUGGAUGCGACGGAUGUCUUCUCGCCUACUGACAUGGCGAAGGAUGAGGCCAUCUGGCAAGAAGCUGGGGGUUGGGAUAUGCAGCAACUGCAACGUAGUGACCAGCCCUUCCUUGUUCGCCGCCUACCUCCACAAAUCCUAGACAAAUACAGCCUCUGUCUGCUGGCGCCACUUCUGAGGCUGGAGAAGUUCCCCACGUGCCUAGGCACCCGCGGCAUACCUGGCUUCAGUCACGGCGGCACACAUCCUACUGAGGCAGCUGAACCUGCCAACGGACUGCCUCCUGAGCCGGGCGACACAGCUCCUCUCCCACGAGUGGGCCCCACUGCCACCUGA
Messenger RNA from Closterium sp. NIES-65, 2067 nucleotides. The record is from the annotation of a GenBank genome assembly. NCBI's taxonomy places the organism in Eukaryota, Viridiplantae, Streptophyta, Zygnematophyceae, Desmidiales, Closteriaceae.